AUGAAAUUGUUACUAGCAUUGUGUUUGGUGGGAAUCGUCGCUACUGCCCCUCCGCCUAGGGAGGUGCAAAUAUUAAAAUACGAAAAUGUCAACAGUGGACGCGGCAGUUACAAAUUCGGAUUCGGGCAAUCCGAUGGCACCAGAUUUGAGCAGGAAGGUGCGCUGAAGAACGAGGGCCAAGAACACGAAUCCUUGUCUGUUAGAGGUCAAUUUUCUUGGGUGGGUCCAGACGGCGUUACCUAUACCGUGACUUAUGUGGCUGAUGAAGACGGCUACCAACCAGAAAUAGAGCAAGGUCCCGGCGGAGCUUUACCUUCAUCAAUACUUUCCUCUUUAGCUGGUUAA
This is a messenger RNA of Bombyx mandarina (wild silkworm), 345 nucleotides long. RefSeq names its product cuticular protein RR-1 motif 27 (gene CPR27). Gene Ontology annotation, cellular component: chitin-based extracellular matrix. The record is from RefSeq and is a predicted model, not a curated record. Gene Ontology annotation, molecular function: structural constituent of chitin-based larval cuticle. Lineage: Eukaryota; Metazoa; Arthropoda; Insecta; Lepidoptera; Bombycidae.